Messenger RNA from Haemonchus placei, 168 nucleotides. NCBI's taxonomy places the organism in Eukaryota, Metazoa, Nematoda, Chromadorea, Rhabditida, Trichostrongylidae. The record is from the annotation of a GenBank genome assembly.
AUGAGACUGCGUAAUGCCGCUGAGCGUUUGGUCACAGUAACAAACGAGACGACCAGUGAGCAACAGGCAAAGCACAUCAUGGAGAAGCUCGAGCAAGCUGCACGUCAAACGGCCUACGAGGCAACGCAGACGAUCGCUGCUGUCAAUGCAGCAAAGGUAAAUCCUUGA